AUGGAGAACGGGAGGAGAUCUGGCCAGCCGUCGGGGUACUUAGUGAAGAGCAAGGGGCCUUCGGGGUGUUUGAUUGUGAGGAAGAAAGGGAGUGAUGGCGUGGGAGGGGCGGGUUCUUCCGGUUCGAGGAGGCUUUUUGAAUCGAAGAAGAGGCCGAGGUUGGAUUUCAGCGAUUCCGGGUCCAGUGACGAGCUGUUAAUGCGUUCACAGCCAAGGUUGGCGCCUGAUACUUCUCGGAUUCGUAAUGGCGUGAGUGGUUUUGAUGCGGGCGUUGAGGGGAAGAGCGGGGUUGCUAGGAAGAGGAGCAAGGGAGAGGGUGGUAGGCGUAGUGAGAUGGAUGGCAUUGUCAGAGAUAGUUUGAUUGACCGGACGAGGACCAGGUUAGAUGUGUAUGAUUUAGAUGAUCAUCAAGGUAGGCGGGGUGGAAUUGAUAGUCGGAGGUUUUAUGGCUCAAUGUCUGUGGGUAGAGGUAGCAUUGAAAGAGAUUACGAUUCUGGUUCAAGUAGAGAUGCUCUUCGUGGGAAUAGACAGGCUUCGUAUUUCGAGAGGGCUAGUGGUUUCACUAGUGGCAAUCCUUCUGCUAGGGAGGGAGUUCGGCUGCCGGCUCCAGUUCUGAGGGAUGACUAUGAAUCAGAGCAACCAAUUCGGGUUCAAGGUAAAAAUGGAGUUUUAAAGGUUAUGGUGAACAAGAAAAAAAAGAUUGGUGGGUCUCUCAAUGGUCACAGUGCCAUGGAGCUUGAGGAAGUAAGGAAGGCUGUGAGGACUAAAGAAUUUUCCAACAAGAACGUUCUUAUGCACCCUUCAUAUUACACGGAGUCUAAAAUGAUUGACAAAGCAAUUCCAUGUAUUGGCAGAGAGAAGAAACCGAUGAAUCUGCUGAAUUCGAUGAAAAGUGAAGAUAAUGUGAGUGAUCAGGACUCUGGUGAUAGUGGUAUUUUGUUGACAAAGAAAGGAAAUAUGAGAGCCAAGUAUGCAGAACCUAGCAAUUCCCAGAGGAUGCUGUUCUCUACAAAGGCAAGUGUGAGCACUGGCAUGAAUUCUGAUGACAGUGAUACUUCCUUGAAGCUGCGACCAAAGAGCAGUGGAGGUCUUAGAUCAAGAUCGGGGACAAGCGUUGGCGAUGAGAAAACCACGCCUGGUAAGCUCCUACCAAGCAAAGUCAAUGAAGGCAAACUUAAGCGUGGUUCUGGCACUGAAAAGCAAAAGUUGCGUGAAAGAAUUAGGGGGAUGCUUGUAGAUGCUGGCUGGACAAUAGAUUACAGGCCUAGGAGGAACAGGGACUAUUUGGAUGCAGUUUACAUAAGCCCUGCAGGAACUGCUUACUGGUCCAUCAUCAAGGCGUAUGACGCACUUCUUAAGCAGUUGAAUGAAGAUGAAGAGGUUGUAAAGGCUAAGGUGGAAUGUUCUCAAAUUACACCAUUACCAGAUGAGCUACUCAGCCAACUUACAAGGAAUACUAGGAAGAAGAUGGAGAAGGAAAUGAGAAAGAAACAAAGAGACAGCCGCCAGAGUGAGAAUGCAAGGGAAGCUUUAGCGCGGAAGGCGUCAAGCAGCAGGUAUGAUGAGGAGAGUAUGGACAGCCAUAGUCAGGAAGAGAAAUUGAGCUCAUUCAUAAAGCAAAGUGGCAAUUCAAUUAAGGGUAAAUUGCAUUGUAAUAGUUCCACCAGUGUAACCUCUAAGGGUCACCAUUCGAUGCAUACUUUGCAUGUCAACGGUGACAAAUUUUCCUCUGGACACAAUAGUCACCAUGGCAGGAAAAGCAGAAAAUUAGGUAGAUGCACCUUACUAAUCCGGAGAUCAAACCAGGGUCUGAACUCAGAUGGUGAUGGUUUUGUACCUUAUACUGGGAAAAGAACACUGCUCUCUUGGCUAGUUGACUCUGGAGCUGUGCAGUUGAGUCAAAAGAUUGAUGCAUGGAAUAGGAAAGAGGCUUCUGAGAACAUUGGUUUUCACUCGGUGGAUAUUGAUGGUGAUGAUCCAAAUGAUGAUACUUGUGCUCUUUGUGGUGAUGGUGGGGAUUUGAUAUGCUGUGAUGGUUGUCCAUCUACAUUUCAUCAGAGCUGCCUGGGCAUUGAGAUGCUGCCUCCGGGUGUUUGGCGUUGCCCAAAUUGUACAUGCAAGUUCUGUGGGUUGGCCAGUGACAAUCUUGUUGAUGAAGAUGAUCCAACUGUUUCGGCUCUUCCGACGUGCAGCCUCUGUACCAGAAAAUAUCAUGAAUCAUGCAUCAAGGAUAUGGAUGCUGCUACUGUUGAAGGUGAUAGUUCUAAAUCUUGCUUCUGUAGCCAAAAAUGCAGAGAGCUCUUUGACCAAUUGCUAAAGUAUCUGGGCGUCAAACAUGAGCUGGAAGGAGGAUUUUCAUGGUCUCUUAUUCGGAGAACAGACUUUGACCUGGAUAUAUCUCUUCAGGGACUUCCUCAGAGGGUAGAGGGGAAUUCAAAGCUUGCUGUGGCUUUCUCUGUUAUGGAUGAAUGCUUUUUGCCAAUAACUGACAGAAGGAGCGGGAUCAACUUGAUCCAUGGUGUUCUUUAUAAUUGUGGGUCAAACUUCAAUCGACUCAACUACAGUGGAUUCUUUGCCUUGAUUUUGGAGAGGGGUGAUGAAAUCAUUUCUGCUGCAUCCAUAAGAUUGCAUGGGACAGAGUUAGCCGAAAUGCCCUUCAUCGGAACUCGCCACAUAUAUAGACGUCAGGGAAUGUGCAGGCGUCUUUUUAGUGCUGUUGAAUCGGUACUCCGCUCAUUGAAGGUUGAGAAGCUAAUUAUUCCUGCGAUUUCUGAGCUAAUGCACACAUGGACGGAGGUAUUUGGGUUCACUAGCCUUGAUGAAUCCCUUAAGCAAGAUCUGAAGUCCAUGAAUACGAUGGUGUUCCCUGGUGUGGAUAUGCUUCAGAAACAGUUACUUCAGCAGGAACAUGUGGAGAAAAUGAACACUAAUGAAGGUGUGAAAGAGAUGGGAUCCAACGGUGAUAAAUGUAUGGACAAUGGUUCUGCAUAUAGUGGUUCAGCUGGAGAUUAUCUCAAUGAAAGUGACAGUGGUGGUCUCGAGCUUGAUAAUGGUGAAGCAAAAGUGGGAGAAUUGUCUAGGGGAAAAUCUGAUACAUCGGGUCUAGAUGCCUCUGCACACUCUACAAAGAGUUUCUUAGAUGCACCCCACAAGAUUAAGCAUAGCGUCAGCUCAGAUUCCGGACUAGUGGAGAAGAAGUUGUAUAAAUCCAGAAUAUCCAAUCUGAAAUCAGCUGCUGGGGAGAAUGGCGAUAUCUCUUCUCAUGCUCAUCCGGAUAACCAGUUUCUUCUUCCCAUUUCUUCAGAUAAUGUUUCUGGAAUGAGCGCUUCACCAGAUGCUUCUCAUGGGCAUAAACAACCCGUAAAUGGCGAGGAAGUUAAUUGUGUGGAUGAAUCAGCUUCUGUUGCUAACCAUUUGAGGAUGCCUAAUGUUACGAGCAGUCGGAGAGAAAAAGUCAAAGAGGCGGUACACGACUUGAGGGAGAAUGGAACUGAUGAUGCCCAAGCGUUCAAUCUAUUAAGCGAGUCUACAUCCGAGGAUGAAUAUAAAGGUUCAUUCUCUACUGAACAGACUAAAUCCUCAAGUGAUUUCCAGAAAGACUCUGAGCCCACCAAUGUUGACGCUCCCCAGGAGGAAUAUCAAGUGGGGUCAGGCCUUGAAGCUACGAACCAUCCAGAAGCAAGUUAUGAGCAUGGUUUCGACACUGAUGCGAGUGAAGGUAAAACGGAAUCUGAGUAG
Messenger RNA from Linum trigynum, 3738 nucleotides. Lineage: Eukaryota; Viridiplantae; Streptophyta; Magnoliopsida; Malpighiales; Linaceae. The record is from the annotation of a GenBank genome assembly.